Messenger RNA from Talaromyces marneffei, 567 nucleotides. RefSeq lists its product as uncharacterized. Lineage: Eukaryota; Fungi; Ascomycota; Eurotiomycetes; Eurotiales; Trichocomaceae. The record is from RefSeq and is a predicted model, not a curated record. The coding region runs from base 1 to 567 and encodes 188 amino acids. The transcript is spliced from 2 exons. Gene Ontology annotation, molecular function: monooxygenase activity; heme binding; iron ion binding.
AUGAGUAUAGGAAUGCUGAAUCAUCAUGAUAAAAGAACAGUUUUGGAUAUUGUAGCGAAGACGUGGCUAUCACAUAAUCAAACAAAGAGCGAAGAAGAAAAAGAUGCAUUCGUCGAUAGCAUGCUUCAGAACGUCAAGAUCUUUAUGCUUGCUGGACAUGAUACAACUACGGCAGCUAUCUGCUAUGCCUUCGAACUACUAGCAUACCAUCCUGGAGAACCUGAAAAACUUCGAGCCGAGCAUGGCUCGGGGUCUUCUUCCUUUAAUUUUAACAAAGACGGUAUUUCUUGGCCUACAGAGGGUUUUAAUAUACAGACUGGAGGAUGGAGCAUUCAUAGGGAUCCGAAAUAUUGGCAGCGUGCUAAUGAUUUCAUCCCAGAGCGCUGGUUGGCUCCGAAGGGAGACAGUCUGUAUCCCGUCAAAAAUGCAUGGCGUCCGUUUGAGCAUGGCCAAAUGAAUUGCAUUGGACAAGGUUUUGCUCUACUUGUAAUCAAGAUUGCGUUGAUCAUGGUUGUGAGAGAGUUCGACAUUGAGAUUGCUUGGGUAGAAUGGGACGAAGCUAGCUGA